This is a messenger RNA of Plasmopara halstedii, 465 nucleotides long. Its product is annotated as oxidoreductase-like protein. Gene Ontology annotation, cellular component: membrane. Lineage: Eukaryota; Oomycota; Peronosporomycetes; Peronosporales; Peronosporaceae. The transcript has 2 exons. The record is from RefSeq and is a predicted model, not a curated record. The coding region runs from base 1 to 465 and encodes 154 amino acids.
AUGGAUGAACCAUUAGUCUCUGCCGGCUACAUGCUACUGAUCUGCUUUGGUAUCACUACAAUUAUGCAAUGCAGCUUCUUCUUUGUAGCAUACACAUGUCAAUUCGACAAAGUAACGGACCUCGCAGGUGCACUUAACUUUAUUACACUGGCAGUGCUAUCGCUUCUAUUACAAGGGAAUGAUGACACCCGCGCUAUCGUGGUUACAUGUAUGCAAGUGAUUUGGGCUAUACGAUUGGGCUCUUUUCUACUGAUCCGUGUGCUUAAACGCGGCAAGGAUGAACGCUUCGAUGAAAUGCGUGCAAACUCGUGCCUUUCGGUUGAUGGUGCUGAAUCCAAUUGUGGAUGGCGGCAAGUGGCGUCGGUUCUGUUCGCUCGAAAGCCACAGAAGCAAAUGCCAGCAACGGUUCGGAGUGACGUUCCACAUCUUCCAACCUCGGCUUAUUCUCCACUCUUAAACGACUAG